Lethenteron reissneri (Far Eastern brook lamprey) is the source of this 5104-nucleotide messenger RNA. Its product is annotated as Krueppel-like factor 6. NCBI's taxonomy places the organism in Eukaryota, Metazoa, Chordata, Hyperoartia, Petromyzontiformes, Petromyzontidae. Gene Ontology annotation, molecular function: RNA polymerase II cis-regulatory region sequence-specific DNA binding; DNA-binding transcription factor activity, RNA polymerase II-specific. Gene Ontology annotation, biological process: regulation of transcription by RNA polymerase II. The record is from RefSeq and is a predicted model, not a curated record.
GCAUGCAUCGCACGGCUUGCGUUCUCGGAAUAUGUAACAUGGCCGUCGACGCCUCGUUGCAAAUAGGCAUUUAAAGAGGAGGUUUACGGGGGAGGGGGGGGGAAUAAUUCAGAGACAAAGGGAUGCGAUGGUGGCGUGAUCCGGGGAGUAGCAAGUUACUGAUCGAAUAAGAACCCCGCCGGUGGCGGUGCGCUCGCGUCUUGCAAAGGGAGGCGGUGCAGACGGACAGACAGACAGGCAGACCGGCAGUCAGACAGGUAGACAGGCGGGCAGACGAGCAAGUAGGCGGAGCGUGCGCAAUUGAAUUGUGGAACCAUUCACGUUGCACCGCGGUGGUGGCGGCGGCGGUGGCAGUGGUGGUGUGGGUGGCAUGCGUUGCGCGCGGCGCCGACGCGGCUAGAUUUGGACGGAUUUUAAACGCGAGCGGAGAGCGAAGAGGUUCCUGUCGUUGUUGUUGGCUGAGCCCAGCGGCCAUGGACGUGCUGCCCAGCUACAGCAUCUUCCACGAGCUCCAGCUGGUGCACGACACCGGCUACUUCUCGGCGUUGCCAUCGCUGGAGGAGAUCUGGCAGCAGAUAUGCCUCGAGAUGGAGAGGUAUCUGCAGAGUGAGCCGACCAGCUGCCGCCCGUCCGAGCCGAGCACGGAGGUCCACGAAAGGCAGCCGGAAGCUGAGACGCCGCGCGAUCGCCGGUGCGCGUCCAGGGAGCCCGUGGAAGCCGCGCCUGGACCACCCGCUGAAGAGGAGAAAAGGACAGAGGCCCAUGACGUCGUCUCGCCAAGCCCGGCAGGAUUUGAGAGCGACUCGCCGGGACCGGUGGACGCAAUGGACACGGCCGCCGCCGGCGCACUUUGGGAUUGUUUGGCCGACGUGUCGGACUGCAGCAUGAGUGACGAUCUGGAGUUCCCGAUGCCGAUCACCAUCCUUGCUCUGCCGGGCAAGAGCCAGGACACGGAGGUCCCGACGGCGGAGGUGAACGCGUCGACCAGUCUCAUCACUCCCCCGUCGUCCCCCAAACUGGAGCGCUGCGGUCUGUCCGCGCCGACCGUCUCGCCGUGCGCCACCGGGAAGCAGCAGGAGUCGUCGCUCGUGCCGGCCGAGAGGGGCGUCAAAGAGGGCUGGGCCCCGCGGAGGCUGCGCAAGUUCGGGGGCGAUGGGAGCGGCGAUGUGAUGCAGGACAGCAAGAAGAGGAUUCACCGCUGUCUGUUCAGCGGAUGCCGCAAGAUUUACACGAAGAGCUCGCACCUCAAGGCGCACCUCCGCACGCACACAGGCGAGAAGCCCUACAAGUGUUCGUGGGAGGGGUGCGAGUGGCGCUUCGCACGGAGCGACGAGCUGACGCGCCACUACCGCAAGCACACGGGCUCUAAGCCGUUCAAGUGCGCGCACUGCGACAGGAGCUUCUCAAGGUCUGACCACCUGGCUCUGCACAUGAAGAGGCAUAUCUGAGUCUCGCAUCCACCUCCCUCGGACUCCUCAGACUUUGCACUCCGAUGCCAACGAUGACCGCCACAGCUCGCCACCACAGCGCUACCGACUCCCAGCAAGAACACAUUGGUUCUCCUCGGUGAUUAAACGAAACGCAGAUCGGAAGGUCCUAUUUUCCAAGUGGGCAUUUGGUAAAACAGACACCAAGUGUGAUGACUUGCUUCUAGUUGAUCCAUGCACUGUGCGCAUUAUUGUGAAAUGAGUGUUGAAUUUAUAUCAAGUAUGAGUUUUAAACAGUCUUUUAGGCUGCGCUAUAAAACUGUUUUGCCCAUUGAUGUGUGGGCUCCGAAAUCGGAAACAAACGAUUUUAUUGAAGUUGGAAAAUAAUCGUCCCAGGGACGAUGAGAAAGUUGUGCGCUUCGGCGCACUCAAUACAUUUCUAAGAACUGCCCUCCGUUUUUCAUUAUCUUUCGUCUCGCAAGGAUAUCUGUUGCACCCUUCAACAAUAUCCCUGCUUCACUAGCAUGACCUAAAAUGGGGGGGGGGGGAGAUAAGAGAAAAAUAAAUAAGGACACUUUAAUACUUUCAAUGUCUUAUUCUUAUGCAGUCACCUGAAGAAAGGCCACAUGCUUCACUCGUGGUAGUAAUUUUUUAGUGAAUCAAUUUGAAAACAUUUGACACCUUGGAAAAUGAACAGAGUCCAGACAAAUGUCUGUGGCUUUGAUUAAAAAUGUGCAGCGCUGCACAGGCAGCAGCCCCCGUUAAAGAGCUGGGUGGCUGCUGGCCCUUCCAUUGCGCUCGCAAAUGCAAUGUUGGAAGACGGAGAAUGGGAGGCACAAACCACAACGAUAAAAUCCAUGGAUUGCACCUUUGCUUCAAGCGGACAGAAAGCAAAUAGAACGGAAACGCAUUAAAGGGAAAGGUCUCGGGUUUUAUGUGUUCCGUAUUUCACGCUUCCUUGCCGGUGCAAUGUUGGCAAGUUUAGGGCAGCGUCGAUACUCUGUUAUGUUUUCAAAGUAGAUCGUGAGUAAGGAAAGCUUUCAAAAAACACAGAGCCAUUCAUAGAAACUGUGAAAUAAUCUUGUUUCAUCAGGGGGAAUCUUUUUUUCCAUUGUCACGUUAUCUGUCCCAAUGGCACACCCGUAACGUGUCCGCGAAAUGCGUGGUAUAAUUGGGUUUUUAACAUCCUCUUGUCUGGCUUUCCAGACGAAACGAAAUUAUCUCCUCCUGGUUACAUCCCAGAGUGGUGCCUUAAAUGUCAUGCAUUGCGUGUACACGCCAUCCGUCGGAUUAACCGUCACACGUUGACAUUUAAUGAGGGGGUGCAAUAACAACGCCUGUUGUCUCUGUGCCCUUACACCAUUGAUUUGACACCAUAUUAGCCAUGUUGCAGACUCGAUCAUUAUGCGGACUGUUACCAACCAACAACACUAUCAAUAUGCACUUACAAUGGAUGUCAAAGACACCCUCAAGGUGUUUGCCUUUGAUGCUUGGGUACAUUUUUGUAAAGGACAUGACAAGAGGGCAUUUUUCCGUGCUGUGUAUGCUUUGCUGGUUUUUUUGUUGCGAAUUAAUAAUAUUUUUUUGGAGGGAGGGGAGGUAAUUUGUGUUGUUGCUACUUAAAUUAUUGUGUACUGGAGUAACUUACAAAGUACUAUCAGGUUAUAAUUGAGAGCCAUAUUGUUGGUGUUAUAAACCACGUAAUUGUUUUGUUGUUGUUGUACAAUGAGGAAUUAUCUCUGAAUUCACGUAUGAUAGUGCUCAGUAAUAUAUAUAUAUGCUGUUCUUGAUAACGCAUUCUCUAUUUUUUAAAACCAAAUGUACAGUAAGCCAAAAAAAGGGUGGGGAAACAGCACUGCAUUUAAAAAAAUAGCUCAUCGUUUUAGCGACGGAAUCUGGUUGUGAUUAAGCGCUCACCAUUGUGGUAAGUUUGACAGACAAACAAGACACCGCAUUACUUAGAUAACUCGGAGGAAGGUAAAUCAUUCAAAUGUGUACAUGAAUUGGCUGGCAUCGGAGCAACGCUAUACUCUUAAAAAAUUUGUUAAAAAAAAAAACAGGAGCUCCAAAGCAUCAGUUUGGUCACCACAUGGCACCAGAAGUGCUCUCGUAUAAAGAAUGCCCAUCGAUGAAUUAAUAACCCGGUCACACAGCACGCAAACACGCAGCGAAUACGUACAGGCACGAGCGAAGCUCUUGGCCCGACGCUCCACUAAGAAAAUCCACCAAGUGCAUUGCACAGCAGACUACGACGAUAAACACCAAAGACAACUUACAAUGCACAAUCGCCCCAUAUAUAUAACAAACAAAAAAAUACUUAGUCGUAAAACACAAAUGCAGCAUGCGACAAACACGAUACCUGACACAUUUUUUAAGCUUCGCUGGACCGUAUAUCUACCACGAGCCUAAUUUCAGCUUGGGAGUUGUUCGGAUUGAGGGGAGGAGGUGCGAGGAGGAGGAGGAGGGAGGGAAAAUUUGACGAAAAGAAGUUGAGGAAAUCCGCUGGAUGUCGUGUGAAAUCCUUUGAUUUAACCCUAACCAUAGACGGAGGCAACCAUGCGAGCCUGGCUUUACCAAACAUCUGUGUGCACAGCUUAGAGACGCUUACGUCGCUAAGAGGCUGUUUCCAUGGGCACAUAAACACGGAAUGACAUCAAGCAGCGGGGGGGGGGGGGAGGGGGGGCGCCUUCUUCUUGGGCACUCUGAAAAUUUGUGACCAUCCUCGCAAAGUUUCACUCCUGCCCAGCCGAGCCGAGCCGAGCUUACGCGACCGCCGAACAUUUUCCGGCAGAUUUUGCGUGCGGCGAUUCGGCGGAGGGCCCGAAACGUCGAGUAAGCGUAUGCAAAUGACGCUGCGCCACCUUUCCCCGAGUGUCCCCCACACUCCGUCGGGUUUGCUGACAUUGUGAAGUCAGCGCAGUGAAUUGUGAGCCAGAGGUCGCAAACGGGUUUUGAUUCCUUACCCGUACCCGUACCCGGCCGCACCAGGGUCGCAAAUGGGUACCCGUACCCGUACCUGGCCGGGUACGGGUACCCGUUCCCUACCCGAAAUGAGUGACAAACGGUUACUCACCAGUGACUCACGGCCUACCCGUACCCGUACCCGGCCGGGUACGGGUAGCCGGGUAUCGGGUAGGGUACGGGUAUCGGGUACCCGGUUGCGACCUCUGUUGUGAGCCCAGUGGAUGGAGGGGGUGGGGGAAGCAUGACUCUGGUGGAAGAGUUCCAAAUUGGGAAACUGUACUUGAUUUUCAUAGUGCUUUUUAGAGUGCUGAACGGUCUGCUUUGAUUGAAACCAAUUCUUUCGAAGAGUUUGGCCAAAAUUGUGAGGGAUUUUUUGUAUUAUAUUAGUACGCUAAUGAUGUUCAUAAUAUUGGUGAACAUGAUUCAUGUUUGGUUCCUUUUUGUAAAAUUGUUUUUAAAUAUGCGGCUGGAAAAUUCUAUGCAACAUUUUGUUGACGUUCUGUUGUGUAAAUGCUUUUUUUUUUUAUUGUGUAUCGCUUGAUAAACCAGGCACACUUACUUAAGUUAUUCCGGUUGACUGCAUUGUAAUUCUGACAACAACAACAAAAAGCCAUUGGCAGCAUGAAUCUCGGGCUGUUUUCAUUUCUCUAGAAAAAAAUCUACCUGUCUUUUGAUAAUGGGUGUCUGUGAUGUCUGGGGCAUUUUGGAAACCA